This is a messenger RNA of Entrophospora candida, 3390 nucleotides long. NCBI's taxonomy places the organism in Eukaryota, Fungi, Glomeromycota, Glomeromycetes, Entrophosporales, Entrophosporaceae. The record is from the annotation of a GenBank genome assembly.
GGAACAAUAAAUCCGGAUAAUAGUAAAACAAAAGAUAAUGAUUGUCUCAAACAUGUGAUAUCAGCUUUUAAUGCACAUAGAAUUUCAGAAGGUAAGUUAGAGCAUUUGGAACGAUUAUCCGUUCUAAGACCAUAUAAAGAUCUUGUUAACUUUGAUGAUAUUCUGGAUGGAAAGCCAGUCCCAGUUAGCAAUCAUAUAUUCGAAAAGCUUGAAAAAUUAAAUCCUGACUAUUAUUUCAAUGUAAAUGACUGGGAUGAUAAAGCAGGUAUGCAACCUCUUAUAAUUUCGAAAAAUUAUACAAGAAAAUAUGAGGUUAAUCUUCUAGUCCUCACUGAAGAAUCUAUAGGUGGAAAGGAAAAAACGCAUUAUUUAUGGAUCAAGAAUCCAAGUAAGCUCAUAUUUUCCAACACCAAGAACAAUAAUAAGAAGCAUUUAUGUACCCGUUGUGGGGAAUACUUAUCAUCAGAAAGAGUACUUAUAAAGCACAAAAAGUAUUGCUAUAGUCAUACAGAUGCACCUCAAUUUACAGAGCUUCCAAUAAAAGGUAAAAAUAACAAAUUAUGUUUCAAAAAAUGGAAGCAUAUGAUGAGAGCACCUUGUGUAAUAUAUUCGGAUUUUGAAGCAUAUAACAAGAAAUGCCCAGAUGGUGAAGUAUACAGGGGGCGAAUUAAAAAAUUAACUGAGAAUGUUCCUAAUAGCUAUCACAUGAUAGUAAAAUGGAGCGAUGGUACAUUAUGGGCAAAUGACUAUCCUUAUAGAGGGGAAAACCCAACAGAACAUUUUAUUAAAGAGCUAGAAAAUCUAUAUAGUAAAAUUAAAGAUACGCUCUCUGAAAACAUAGAUAUCAGAUAUCUUACAGCUGAUCCAGAAUACAAAGAAGAAUAUGAAAAAGCAAUGUGUGCUUUCAAUAAAGCUGAUAAAUGUUGGAUAUGCAAGAAAGGAUUCCAAGAUCCCGACAAGGAAAAUCUUGCAGAAGGAAAUAGAUUGAAAGCAGAGACGAAAAAGAUUACUGAUAUCAAGAAAAGGAAGAAAGCUAUGGAUACUGCAAUGACAAUGAUUCGAGAUGCCACUGUAUAUACAAAAGUCUGGGAUCAUGACCAUAUCUCUGGAAAAUACCGAGGAGCAUCACAUUCUGGAUGUAAUCUUAAACUAAAAAUAGAUCCAGCAAGAGAUCAAAUCCCUGUUAUAUUCCAUAACUUCAGAGGAUAUGAUUCCCACUUAGUAUGUCAGUCAGCAGGAAAGGCUAGCAGUGACCAGAUAACAGUAAUAGCUGAAAAUAUCGAAAAAUAUAAGUCAAUGACUAUAGGUAAGUUCAAGUUCAUAGACAGUUUCCAAUUUAUGAAUACUGGACUCCGAAAAUUAGUAGAAAACUUAGGUGCAGUACCAUGCAGUAAUAAUGAAUGUGUAGAACAUGAAUGUAGAAUUGAUAAAAACCGAUGCAUGGGAAGACCUGAAGCUUUCAAGACACUCAAUAAGCUUAUAUGUGACAUGGAUAAAGUAACAUUAUUGCUAAGAAAGGGAGUAUAUCCAUAUGAAUGGGUAGAUUCACCUGAAAAAUUUAAUGCAAAAGAACUUCCUCCCAUAGAAUGCUUCCAUAGUACUCUUGGUGGUGCUAUAACACCAGAAGACUAUGAUCAUGCAAAGAAAGUCUGGAAAGCAUUCGACUGCAAAACUUUUGGAGAUUAUCAUGAUAUUUACCUUAAAGCUGAUGUAAUGCAACUCUGUGAUGUCUUCGAAACAUUCAGAGAUACUGCAAUGGAAUACUAUGAAAUAGAUCCAGCAUACUAUAUUUCAACGCCAUCUUUUGCUUGGGAUGCUAUGUUAAAAUACACGAAUAUUGAGUUAGACUUAUUUACAGAUGCACUUAUGCAUGAUAUCACAGAAAAUCAGAAGCGUGGGGGUGUAUCCAUGGUAUCCAAAAGAUAUGGAAAAGCUAACAAUCCAAAAUGUCAAGGAUAUGAUCCAUCAAAACCGACUAAAUAUUUAAUGUAUGUAGAUGCAAAUAAUUUAUAUGGCUGGGCAAUGUCUCAAUGUCUCCCAAGUGGUGGUUUCAAGUGGAUUAAUCCAAUAAAUGCUCCAGAUAUUAUGUCUAUUCCAGAAGACAGUCCAAAGGGAUAUACAUUUGUUGUAGACUUAAGAUAUCCUGAAGAGCUACAUAAUCUACAUAAUGAUUACCCACUAGCUCCAGAAAAUAUCGAAAUCACAAAGGAUAUGUUAUCAGGAAAGCAAAAUGAAAUAAUUAAUAAGAAAAUCAAAGUAAUAGAUCCAAAAACUGGUAAGGAAAAGGAAGUAAAAGAAUGCGCUUUUGUGAAAGGUAAGAAGCUAUGCCCAAACCUUAUGGAUAAAAAGGAAUAUGCUGUCCAUUAUAGAACAUUGCAAUAUUAUGUGAAGAAGGGUAUGGAGAUUACCAAGAUUCAUAUGGUCUUAGAAUUCGACCAAUCACCCUGGCUUGCUCCAUUUAUUAACUUCAAUACUGAAAAGCGUAAGAUGGCAAAGAAUGAAUUCGAAAAAGACUUCUUCAAGCUCAUGAAUAACUCAGUAUAUGGUAAGACUAUGGAAAAUGUCCGCAAUUAUACUGACAUAAAGCUAAUAAAGCUCAAGGAUGAUUGGAAAUCAGAACGCGCUGUAGUUAAGAAUAUAUCCAAACCUAGAUGCAGAGAUUUCAGAGCUUUUAAUGAUAACCUAUGUGCAGUACAUAUGGGCAAGGAAAAAGUAUUACUUAAUAAACCAAUAUUCGUAGGAUCAGCUGUAUUAGAUCUCAGCAAGCUCUGGAUGUAUCAAUAUUGGUAUGACUAUGUUAAGGCCGAAUAUGAUGAAAAAGUUAAUUUAUUAUAUACCGAUACAGAUUCCCUGGUAUAUGAGGUAGAAACCGAAGACAUCUAUGCUGAUAUGGGAAAGAAUGCAGAUCUAUUUGACUUCAGUAACUACCCCAAAGACCACCCAUUAUAUGAUACCGAAAAUAAGGCAGUCAUAGGUAAAUUCAAAGAUGAAUGCUGUGGCACACCAAUGCGAGAAUUUAUAGGUCUAAGAGCCAAGAUGUAUGCAUUUGAGAUUGAAGGUGGAGAAAUCACUAAAAAGGCUAAGGGUAUAUCAAAAAAUGUAGUAAAAGAGGAAUUAACUAUAGAUAUGUACCGAGAUUGUCUAUUCGAAAAUAAGACAUAUACUACAGAUAACAUAUAUGGGCUUAGAAUAGAAAAUCAUAAUAUAUAUCUAACAAAAUCUACGAAAAAAGUUCUAUGUCCGCUUGAUACAAAGAAAUGGAUCUUGGAUGAUGGAAUUAAUAGCUAUGCUUAUGGCCAUUACAGGAUACGGGAUCUAAAUAAGAAUGUAGAAGAAGUCAAGUAUAGCGAUGAGGCAUUAAAUGAUUACUUGGAGUUAUUACUAGCCUAA